UCGGCUUCACCACCACCACCAUCAUCAAUAGCAGCAGCAACAACAUCAACAACAUCAUCAGAACCUUUGUUCUCGUCACGACGCCUGCUGCAGUUGCCCAGUUGCUGAUUCUGCUGUUGCCACUCGCUCCUGGAGGGACUUAAAGAAGCCGAUUGGACUGCACGGGCCGCAACAUCAACAUCCUGGGUCCAUCACCCGGACCUCCCUACCUCCUCAUCCACCUCCUCUGCUUCAUCAUCAUCACCACACCACCUCAUCUUGUAAUCUUCUCUCUCCAGGUCAUAGCCUUCUGCUUCCCCUUGCUGAGCUCUCCCAGUUGCUCCGCUGCAUCUUUCUCCCUCCACUCACCCACAACUUCUCUCUCCGUCACCUCGUCUACAUCAUCAUCAUCAUCGUUCUUUCACCAUCCCCUUGUCCUCAGUCGUCCCCACCUGCAGCUCCUGCAGUGUUGCUAAAAUCUCCCUGGUUUCUCAGCGCCACUUCCACCAACAUAAACAACAAACACAAACUUCAUAAACUUCGCUCCGAUUCCCGCCGUCAGCCUCUUUAACCUCCUCUAUUCUGCUCAAUCUCUUCACCACCUCGUGCCUUUACAAUCACUGCCACUUCUCUCUCCCCUCGACAAGGCAACUCACCACUUUAGUGAUCCCCACCACCUCCUCCUCCAUCCAUCUCGUCCUCAUCCCAACUCCUCGACCGCCUCAUCGCGUGGAGCUCCGCAGUGAAGGUGACGAGGAGUGGCGUUGAGGCCUGCGUGGGAGAUGUCCCUGCACCCGGAGUCUGACUACACUCGCUCCAGCCACGCCGUGGGCCGCAGAGGAAGAUGAGAGACCUGGGCCCUGAUUGGAUUAGUGUCACCAUCGCGUCCGUCCCCGCAAUGUGACCCACUCCAUCGCAGCACGGGAACGGGGGGGAGAGAAGACCCCAAAUACGCACAGAGACACGCUCACAAGUGGGAAGACGGAUAUAUAUCGAAGUCCCUCCAAAUACAAUGCACGUUUGGUUGGCGGUAAGGCCUGACAACCUACAUUAAAAUAGAGCGAUAGUUUAAUACAUUUUGCCGUGUUAUUUUUCGACAGUGAAAUACUACAAGUGGAAAUUUACGAGACUCACUCAAGCUUUCAUGUCUCAGGGACUCGACGUUUGAUUUUGCCAUUGAUCCGGAGCAACGGCAGUGUCGACAAAACCGCCCCCGACGCGAUUAUUCCUCUUGCACAUUCCUGAUGACGCUGUGCCCACACCCCCCCCCACCCCCUAUCACCGUAGCCGUUUAGUUCCUCCCAUGCGUUUUAUUUAUUUGACCUGAGCCAAAUUGCGGUUACCGCGGCUGGGAUCGCGCGCGAGAGAAAUGGAGGAGCACUCGCGGGAUGGCGGGAAGCCUCCAGGCGCCCCACACUCGCACCUGUAUGGCAGCGCGUUCGCCGUCGACGCCGCCAACGCUGCCGGCGUCGCCACCGAAGCGCAAGUGGCGGGCGCGGCGGUCGGAGUGUCGGGUCCCGCGGGCAAGCAGCCAUCGGCCCUCCAACCAGCGCUGCUGCCGCCACACCGAGGCACUGAUAUAGACCCGCCGCCACGACCGGCGAGCCUCCCGCACACCGUCAACCACGGGAGCCAGGCAGUGGCGCCAGCGGACACCGGCAUGUCGCUGGGCGAGUGGCCCAACAGCGUGGGCGCCUACGUGGGCUACGUGGGCAUGCAGUACGGCGGAUAUGGUGUGGAGCAGCAGGGCACUGUGCAUGAGCGGCAGCAGCAGCAACCACAACAACAGCAGCCACAAAAGCAGCAGCAGGUGCAGCAACAGCAGCAGCAACAGCAGCAACAACAGCAGCAGCAGCAGAGGGCAGCAUCUGGAGCCUUGCAUGACUUGAACUCCUUCACGCAGACAUUUGCGCAGAGAUUGCAACCGCCACCCUCUCAAGUGCAGCAGCAGCAACAAGCCACCCUCCAGGGAAGCACUCUGAGACACCUGUUGGUGGUAAAACCUGAACAGUCCACACAAGUGAGCACUCACCAGCAACAGCAGCAAAUUCAGAUGGAGAUGCAGCAGCGGCAACGGCAGCAGCAACAAAUGCAGCAACAAAUGCAGCAGCAGGAGCAGCAGCAGCAGCAACAGCAGCAGCAACAACGUUUACAAGAGCAAAUGCAGCAGCAACAACAUCUGGCCGGGAUGUUUCUGCUACAACAGCAGUUGAGGAACAAUAACUUGCAAGUGCAACAGACUGCUGACAUGCAGCCACAGCUGCAGUCGCAUGCCAUGCAACAGCAGCAGCAACAGCAGCAGCAACAACAACAAGGCAUGCCUAUGUCGCAACAGCAGUUGCAUCAGCUACAACUGCAACAGCAAUUUAAGCAUAACCCGAUGAACCAAAAAAAUCCGUACCAAAUUCAGUUAAUGCAGCAGCAACAGAUGCAACUACAGCUACAGCAGCAGCAGCAUCUGCAGCAGCAACAGCAGCUGCAACAACAGCAGCUACAGCAACAACUGCAGCAGCAAGAGCAGCAACAGCAUUUGCAGUUGCAGCACGGCGGCAACAGACUGGCGCAGCUGACUGAUGGAACGCAGCAGGUGGUGCUCGCAGGGGCCACAGCAGCAGCAGCUUUGGCGCAGCAGCAGGCACGGGAACAGCAGCAGGCAGCGGUGGAGGUGAUCGGAGCUGGCCUUCCUGUUGGAAUGGCUGCACUGGGGCCCCAGCCACCAACGCACAGCAGCGAGAAACGGCCGGUACCAGCGAGUAUGCAGGCAGACAAGCCAGCAAGUGAGCCAUGCCCACCAGAGCUAUCCCAACAUGCCUUGGAGCACUCAAUGACCACUCCGUUGUCGGGAGGCCUGGAUGCCGACGUUCGAUCUGAGGACGUACCCUAUUUCCGGGACCCGGACGAGCAGCAGAGCGAUCCGGCACCGUUCGUCAUGCCCGUGUCGGUGCCCGUGUCGUCGGUGCCUGUGCGCCCGCUGUCCGGCGAGGGCGUUGCGCCGGAUGACCGCAUGCCUGUGCUGAAGCGUGUCUCCGAGGCGGGUCCUGCCAAGACUCCGCCGCCUCCCACGCUCGCCCCGCCGACCCUGCCGGCCGUGACGCCGCCCACGGUCCUCGCGGACACGCCGCACCGUCCAUCGUCGCGGCAAGAGGUCACACGCAAGCACUCUGUGCCGGGCAAGUGGAAGUACCGGCAUCGCCCCGACCCGCUCAUCAUCCCUCCUCCGGGAACCCUGCCGGUGUCGCAGUCCUACCCGGGUGCCACACUCUACCAGAGCCAGCUGCGAUCGCCACGCGCGCUGGCGGCCGAUGCCGCGGUGCCGCCCUACACACCGCCGCCCAUGCUGAGCCCCAUCCGCCACGGCACGGGCCUCUACUUCAGCACGGUGCUGUCAGCGGCCGGGGCUCCGCCCAGCGGCGCCGCCACGCCAGCGUUCACCACGCCGCGCACGCUGCUCAACCGCACCGUGAGUGCAGAGACGAGCAGUGCGGUCACAUCUGCAGGGGAAGAGUUGCAGAUUGAGCCUCAUAUAAACAUCGGGCCCGCGUUCCAGGCCGACAUCCCCCAUCUGCGUGAUAAGCGGCUCGUGGAGAAGGACAAGCACCCCGCCCACAUGGUGUGGCAGCCGUGGCCCGAUCUCGCCAAGCCCGACACGAUGGCCGAAGUGGAGCAGGUGCUGAACCUCGCGUGCUCCAGCGCCCUGCCAGGUGGUGGCACCAAUCGCGAGCUGGCGCUGCACUGCCUGCACCGCAGCCAUGGAGAUGUCAUGGCUGCAAUGGAACUUCUCCUGCUGCGCGGCCCCACUCUGCCUCCCUCUGACCCCCUCUCCAACUACCACUACGCUGGGUCGGACAACUGGACGCCGCUGGAGAAGAAGCUCUUUUACAAGGCAAUCGCUGCUCACAACAAGGACUUCAUCCUGGUGCACAAGAAGAUUAAGAACAAGACGGUGGCACAGUGCGUCGAGUACUACUACACCUGGAAGAAGGUGAUCAAGUUCCGACGACACCACACGCGGUUCUGCGGCAUGCGCCCCGGCGACAUGGAGGAGCUGGAGAGCAGCGGCUACGACCUUGGGCGGUCCUCGUCCCCCUCUCCGUCGCUAUCGUCUCCCACGUCGUCGUCGUCGGUGAUGGAAGAGGAGGAGGAGGAAGGGGAGGUGAUGGCUUCGCACCGGGGCUCUCGGACUGCGGUGGCCGCAAACCCUCUGCCGCCGCCCCCCCCUCCUGCCGCUGCCGCCACGACGUUCACGUGCGACGUGCCACGCUGUGGGGCGAUCUUUCCAUCCAAGCAGGCGCUCAACGGCCACGCCCGUGUGCACGGCGGCAUCGACCUGGCGUUCCGCACCGGCCUCGCCAAACCCGGGCCGCCCGCCAUACCGCCACCCCCUCCCUUCCGUGGGCCCCCAGUACGGCUGCCCAACCCAGCGCCACCGCAGCCGCCGGCCCCGGCAGAACGGGCCCAGCACCCCACGGCCGUGCCCCCCUCCAACACCGCGCCCCCCUCGGCGGCGGCGCAGCCCCGGCUAUCCCCCGUACACGCGGCCACGCACCUUGGUGGGCCCAGGCUACCGACCUUGACGCAGCAGCACCAGCAGCACCAGCAGCAGCACCAGCAGCAGCAGCAGCACCAGCAGCAGCACCAGCAGCACCAGCAGCACCAGCAGCAGCACCAGCAGCAGAAGCAGCAGCAGAAGCAGCACGUGGCGAUGACGGUGACGGUGAGGGCUCCCCGGCCUCCCGCGCCGUCCGUCGCGUACACGGGGCCUCGCACCAAGACCUCGUCGUCGAACCGCACCAAGGCGUCGAUGGCCGUGUGUCACUACGACGAGGACGGCACGGAGAUCUUCCCCUGCAAGGAGUGCGGCAAGGUGUUCACUAAGGUGAAGAGCCGCAACGCGCACAUGAAGUCGCACCGCCAGCAGGAGGAGCAGCAGCGACAGGCGGCUCGCAAGGCGACGGCCACCGCGCAGGCAGCGGCGGCGGCGGCAGCAACAGCAGCCCACCCACCGUCUUCGGCAAGCAGCGUGCACGCCGGCAACGCUCAUCCGCCUGCCGAAUUCAGAAACAUUGGCACGAUCGCAGCAACGGCAGCAGCUGCCGCGGUCAGAGUUGCCUCUGUGCAGCCCCCGUUGCAGCAGCGGCCGCCUCCGUCACUCGCGAGCGUCCACGCGCCAAACGCUCGGCCACACAACGCCACCGCCAACUCGUGCGCCAACGCGCACACGGCCGCCCCCGUACCCCCCUACUUGGGUGGAGCCGGCGGCGGCAAGAACAGCAGCGGCGCGAUAGAUGGCGUUGGUAACGCGCGCAUCGACGGUGGUGGCGUCGUCGUCGGCACCCAGCAGCAGGCUUCGAUUGCCUUGGUGCCGAGUGCGCAGGGAGGAGCCGCUGUUCACCCGGACACGUGGUGUGACGAAGAGAUAGACAUGGUCUUCAUCGACUCCGACCUCGUCAUCGACGAGCAAAUGUGAGGCCGCGGGAAUUAACGAACAAGCGCUGGAGGUGCGUGUGGACGAGCGCCGACAGGGAGAAUGGGACAGAUGGGGUUCAGGAGAUGGGCAGAUCUGAGUAAGUUUGUUUGUGAAUAAACAGCAUGGGCAAUGUGGACGCUUCUCUCUGCUGUUGCCAACUUUACCCCUCUUACCCUGUGCACCAUUCUGCCAGCACCUCGUGAAACGUAUCGGCCUCGUGGCGGUUGUGUCGGAGUGAUCAGUGCAUUCUUCUCCAUAUUCACUUAGUGCUUCCCCAACCACAGGCCUGUUGGAGCAAUAUGAAGCGUGGGCAAUUACACAGUGCUUUAUUUACCUGGGCUAAACAUUGAUGUGCCAUCCAGCAAGGCCUGCCUCCAGCCAUCUACUUUAACUCCGUGUUGAACGCACACACUGUCUAUGUCCAGUACCCAUUAGGUCAUUUAGUUUGCAAAGUGUCAGUGUUCGCACACUGAAAGGUUCGUUGAGGUGGGACCCACCACCCAUCCUAUUGGCAGUCCUGAGCCAGUGCGAGAAGUUCCAUGUCCUUGUGGCUGUGGAUAAUCUCAAUGUAGAACAGCUGCUUUUUGCUGACUUCCCACAAAGUGUUACUCGUUUUAUGGACCCAGGGUGAUGUUGACGGUGUUCGGAGUCAAACCUGUCAAACCUGAUCUCAACUAGCGUCACUAUAACUGCGAGUGGAACACUCGAACCGCCACGCCAUGCAGCCAGGGAAAGCGGUUUAAAGUUACCACCGCGUCGCCCUGCACAAGUCAGUGGUGGAGCUGCACUCAUGUUCAUUGGUGCCCCAGGGCCAGUAGUCGAAUUUUUUUACAUUCCUACAAAAGCAUCAAACAAGCCCCCCAAGGGAGGAAAUACACCUGGUCAGAUGGAACGAUCAGCAUGCAUAUGCUCAUUGGGACAACGUCCUCCAGCAGUGGAGAGGAUAUGUUAUCUCUCUCCCCUGGUAUGCAGGAGGUCGUGGGUUCGAUCCCGACCCUGACGAUGCCUAUACAUUUUGGAGUUUGCGUGUUCUCUCCCCAUGGUCGUGUGGAUUUUUCUCCGGGUUCCUCCGGUUUUGCCCUCCACUUUUAGAAACAUGCGUUUAGAUUAUUUGGCUGCUACUAUAAAUUCCCACAUGAAAAGCCACGUCGAUAAGCUAUCAUGUGUGGCUAGGUCGUCAUUGAAAAAUAACUAAUAGCUCUGGGCUUCACCUGGUAAAUAACAUUCUAAAAAAGAAAGCAGUAUAUUCACAAAGGGCUUAAUAGUCUCAUUUAUCUAAGAUACGGAAGCCAGCUUCAUCUCGGAACAUAUAAUUUCUCCUCACAUCUGGCUUUCCACGUCCGUGUUUUCAGCAAAGGAUAAGCACCAAUGACCUCCCACAAAGUGGUGUUAAUUCCUUCACCGUGGAGAGAUGAACGGUUGAGUUGACCCCCAACCCUUCACACCUCCCCUUCUCUCCGACUUGCUGCCUGAGCUCGCCUCCUCCGACUCCCCUCUAAAGCUCACCGCCUCCCCAGCCCCCUCCUCCCUUCCCGCGUCAGCUUUACCAACCUUCAUUUCAAGCCAUGCUACUGAGCUGUGACCAAAUACCACAUUUCACGACCACUGUCGUUGCACCGGUAAGAGCACUCGCUCCCUUCUCGGUGGCUCUCAAGCAACGCUCCCACCACCAGCUCUGGGCCCCCAGCUGAGAUGCGCAUCGCCACUUUGUUCCAGCUUGGCAUUUUUUUACAGUAUGGUGCAAGUGCAUUGCCUCAGCUUGGCAUUUUUUUACAGUAUGGUGCAAGUGCAUUGCCUCGGCGAAUCGUGCCAUAGUUGGUAAAUGGAGGCAUCAACACGUUCACCAGAAAUUUGAUAAAAAAAUUACUGGCCAACUCGUGAUUUGGGCCUAUUGAAUUGAAUAAAAUAGCCGAACAACCAACAAAAACAGGCUUCACUGCAACGAUUUAUUUCCAUCCGUUUAUCACAUUGCACAGUACCGUUGCUUAUCUUUGUCACCUCCCUAAGCCAGUGGUGGUGAACUCUCCAUGUCCAUGGCAGGAACAAGUCUCUCAAACAAAGUUGACUGCCCACAGAGCGUGUUACUCGUCGACUGUGGAGAGAUGACAAGGUAGAUGUAUUGAGUUGACCUCUGACCAUCACGCAACCCCCAGUGUACAUUACCAAACCCUAAAUAUCUAUAAAUGCAAUGACUGGAGCCUUCAGGAUCUGCAGGUGAAACCUCCGAUCAGGCGACAUUGGUUAAAAUAAAUGGAACACUGCGUGGCUAUAUGUGUGCUCGUAGCACCAAAAAGAGUUUAUAUUACAGAAUAUAAAAACACAAACUCGUUGUAAAAAAACAAUCAUGGUGAGAAAAAAAAGUUAUUUAUCGUUCUGCGUUAAGAAAAUAACCUAAAAAUAUUUGGUGUACAUAUAUUUUAUUUGGAAAUACAUUUUUAUAGGCUAAGACUUUGAUACACACAGCAUAACGUUGCGUUUGUUGGAGGGCGUGCUGUAUAAUGGUGGUUCUGCUGUUUGGUUAUCUAUGCAAGGUAUGAAGGGCAGGGAUUCAGAGUUUUUUUUUGAUGAAUUUCUCAAAUUCAACGUCUGAGACGCAUGCCGAAUAAAGAGUUUUUUUUUCUAAUGAACCUUUCGGUAAAGGGAUUUCUGUUUUUUCUGAAUUGUAUUUGAGAUUUUACAUUUGACUUUUUUGGAAUUGUUCAAUAAGAAUACAUAUACGGUUGUUUCUUCCAGUAAUAAGUAUAGAGGGUUAUUUUUGUUUUAUUUUGUAAUGAAUGGCAUUGACAAGAGUUGGGUCAAUGGGAACACUAUUCGGGAAUAAAACUUGUAUACUGAA
Molecule: messenger RNA, 8282 nt
Organism: Lethenteron reissneri (Far Eastern brook lamprey)
Lineage: Eukaryota; Metazoa; Chordata; Hyperoartia; Petromyzontiformes; Petromyzontidae
Product: transcriptional-regulating factor 1-like
Biological process (GO): regulation of transcription by RNA polymerase II; negative regulation of DNA-templated transcription
Cellular component (GO): histone deacetylase complex; transcription regulator complex
Molecular function (GO): transcription corepressor activity
Source: RefSeq, a predicted model, not a curated record